AAGCAAAAGGCUGUAGGUGUUCGUACGAGUAGGAUGUGUGCAGUGCGCGCGGAGCAAAACAUACGGAAUAAUAAAGAAAUUGGGUAGAACUUUUCAUUCGCGGGUCAUUUACUUUCUAGCUUAACCCGACGCAAACUAUCUUCGGUUCUAGUACAGCGCUUUCCUUUUUCUGAUAUUCAUCAAACAAGUGCUUUUGUUCUGUUUGUUACGGUUAACGCGAUACGACCGAGACCAGACCAGCUGAAUUGCGCGCCGAAAAAGUGCAUCGUUUGAAUGUGGGCGAUGCGUUGCACUCGGGAAGAUUCACCCGCUGAAAAAGCCAAAUCAAAACGCGCCGUGUAAUGUAGGUGAGGAAUCGUCCGCCAAAUCGACACCGAAAUAAAGGGGAAAAAAUGUGAAAAGAAAGUUUCCAUACGGUUCCAUUGCAUACACGCACUUGGUCGUGGUGCAGCAGCGUCUGCAUGGGUCCCGGCUCGUUCGUUUGAUUGCGCUCUGUGUAGCACGCGGAGAGCAACGCAAGCGACUUCCUCCAUCGGGGCCACAUAAUCGUACAUUUAUGUGACGGAGUGAUUGAAUCAUAGCAACCGAUCAUCGCCGUCCAGUCGUGUGUGGUGUAGGCACCAAGCAGACGUAUGGUCAGAACUUUGUACCGUAAGUUGAUCGAUAAGAACCGUAGAGUAAACCGAUAAAGAUUUGUUUGUUCUGUGUGGCGAGUCAAAUCGAAUAAAUAAGCAUAACCAAUGGACGGAGCGGUUUAGUACGCGCCGGACAACAAACCAAGUGUUAUCGCGCGUGAAAGAGUUGCGUCUGCCGCAGUGAAAAGUUGAAACAAAACCGAUCCGUACCGUCUCGCGACUCACUGACACACUUUUCGCGAUUGCCAACAAAAGCUUCUGGUAUCCAUCGGCGAGACAGCAGCCACCAGCGGUGGUGAGUCACCGCCCACCGGCUGCGGACCAGUGAAGACACGCUUUUACUGCUUUACCGUGUGGUUUAUCUGUGCUUUUUUUUUGCAAUCUCGAGAUCAAACGAUUUACACCGUUUCCUAGCAACAAUCCGGAAGCACGAGCUAGAAGAGAAAGAGACCCGUGGGACCGUGCAACUUUUCGUCGGUAUUCUAACAAUUCGGUGUGAAACACUUUUCCAACCGCGAUGGUGUCAGCCGGUGGGAAAUUCAUCCGCACGUCACCGGGCACGUUGCUGCUUACCUUCCUGCUUCUCACACACCGGCAUGCUAGCGCCGAUGGUGGUGGUGGUGGUGGACUGUUUGACAACUUCAUCUCACAGCUCAUGACAACGGCCGCCACGGCACAAAACUUCCUCGAAGACGCGUACGAUCAGAGGCAAGGUCGUGGCACGGAACCUCCACCACCGCUACCACCGGCACCAUCGUCAGAUUCACUUUCGCCCGUACUCAUACCGGUCGGGGGUAUUGAGCCGGUCCAGCAACCAACAACACCGCCAAGCACGACCACGUUUUCCGCUGGCGCGACGUCCUCCACGACGGCGGCAACACACGGUACGCGAGCACCGCUUCCGUUUUGGAAUCCGUUUGUUUGGCUGCGUCCGAAAGAGGCCACACCACCGUACAAUCCGGACACCGAUCUUAGUACGCCGGAAAUAGCGGUCCGUCACGGGUACCAGGCCGAAUCACACACGCUCAAAACGGCGGACGGUUAUCUGCUGACGUUGCAUCGAUUGCCGUGCGGUCGCAUCGGAUGCCCGGCGCAAGGUGGCAAAGGUGCGGGCCAGCCCGUAUUCCUGCAGCACGGUCUGCUGUCGAGCUCGGCGGACUGGUUGCUGAGCGGGCCGGAAAAGGCGCUAGCCUUCAUACUGGCCGACGCCGGUUAUGACGUAUGGUUGGGCAACGCACGCGGCAACACCUACUCCCGCAAGCACGUCAGCUUCAGCAGUGACGAGACCGCGUUCUGGGACUUUAGCUGGCACGAAAUGGCCAUGUACGAUAUACCGGCCGAGAUUGACUAUCUGUACAACAUGCGGGCCCAGGAACGCAACGAUACGACGCGCAAUCUGCUGUACGUUGGACAUUCGAUGGGUACGACGAUGAUCUUCGCCCUGCUAGCCAGUCGCCCGGAGUACAACGAACGGUUGGAGGCUGUGUUUGCGCUGGCCCCGGUAGCCUUUAUGGGACACGUCAAGAGUCCCAUCCGUCUGCUGGCUCCAUUUUCGCAUGAUAUCGAGAUGAUCCUAAAAUUCUUCGGCGGCAAUGAGUUUAUGCCACAGAACAAAAUCAUUCGCUAUUUAGCGAAAUAUGGUUGCGAGCUGACCGAAGCGGAGAAGUACAUCUGCGAAAACACCGUGUUCGUCCUGUGCGGCUUCGACAAGGAGCAGUACAAUGCCACGCUUAUGCCGGUCAUCUUUGGGCACACGCCGGCCGGCACCUCGACCAAGACCGUCGUACACUAUGCGCAGGAAAUUCACAACGAGGGCAACUUUCAGCUGUUCGACUACGGUGAAAGUGAAAAUCAGCGCCGGUACGGGCGGGCUACGCCUCCAGGCUACAAUUUGGAAAACAUAUCGACUCCGAUUGCGCUGUUUUACGCUAACAACGAUUGGCUGGCCGGCCCGUUGGAUGUGGCCAAUCUGUUCAACCAGCUGCACCGCACGUCGAUCGGCAUGUUCAAGAUACCGAACGACAACUUCAACCACGUAGACUUCCUGUGGGGUAACGAUGCGCCGGAAGUCGUCUACAAGCAGCUGCUCAUGCUGAUGCAACGAUACAAGUAGAAGCCUGUCAGCCAAGCCAUAUCUUGCUAAUUGAACCGGCGGGAAAGUUCGGAUUCUUAACGGAAAUUCAAGCGAGCAAAAACCUAUGACUGCAUUUUCAUGUUGAAAAUCUUUACUGUUAAGACUUGUAUGCGUUUUGUGUUGUAUGUAUAAAUAAAAGCAAUGGGCAUCCCUAGCUGGAA
This is a messenger RNA of Anopheles stephensi (Asian malaria mosquito), 2930 nucleotides long. Its product is annotated as lipase 3-like. NCBI's taxonomy places the organism in Eukaryota, Metazoa, Arthropoda, Insecta, Diptera, Culicidae. The record is from RefSeq and is a predicted model, not a curated record. Bases 1153 to 2748 code for a protein of 531 amino acids. The transcript is spliced from 4 exons. Gene Ontology annotation, biological process: lipid metabolic process.